Messenger RNA from Beta vulgaris subsp. vulgaris (sugar beet), 1599 nucleotides. RefSeq lists its product as hypothetical. NCBI's taxonomy places the organism in Eukaryota, Viridiplantae, Streptophyta, Magnoliopsida, Caryophyllales, Amaranthaceae. The coding region runs from base 350 to 1387 and encodes 345 amino acids. The record is from RefSeq and is a predicted model, not a curated record. The transcript has 4 exons.
UUGGUUUUUGAGGAGAGAGAAAAUUUCGCCAAACUUUCUUUUCAACAAAACGCUUUCAAUAUCUCAUUUUUAAUGCUACCCACCUCCUAUUUUUAGCUAAUUUCAUCUUCCCCUCUUUCUCACCUUCUUUCUCAUUGCCCAGAAAUUUUUUCCAAAUACCCAGAAAAUUAAUUUUAUUUCUGCAAAGAAUAAUCUGAGACUGUUGAUUUACUGACCGUUAUUUUCAUCUUAGUGGCAGGAUCAACAGUCUCAUAAAUAAUCAUCUAAACUUUAUUUGGAACAACCAUUUUAAUUAGUUUUAUGUGACGAGUUUCGUGAACUUUGGCGAAGAACCAAUUUGUUAGAUCAAAUGAUGGAACAUCAAAUUGAGAGUGAAAUAAGUAACAAAAACAAUAAGGAAGACGAUGAAAAAUCUAUUCAAGAAGACAGGCUAAGAUCUUCCUCCUCUGUUUCUUCAAUAUCAGACAUUGAAUCAGCAAUAACUGAUUUUUCAUGUGAAGAUUCAUCUCAAAUAGAUAGAAACGAAAAUGGUAGCUUAUCUAUUGAUCGUGAGCAAUGUGAUGGUCCAGAUCAGACACACUUGGGUGAUGCAUCAGCAUUAAAAUCCCCACCUGCCCAAGUAAUGGAGCGGCCUGCUGAUACUUCUGAUUACAGAAUUCCUUCAUAUGUGUUCGCCACAAGUAAACCAAAUAAUCAAGAAUGGAGUACGACUUCCAAUGAGUCGUUAUUUAGUAUAUAUACCGGGAAUAUGAGUUUCACUCGAGAUCAGUUUAGUUGGUUGCUAGAUCCUGAACUGCUUGGUGCUUACGGGCCAGGUGAUAUUCGUAAAUCAGGGGAACUCCCUCCACCUUCACCAAGACAAGUGAAAAAAUCAGAACACAAAACUGUAGAUAUACAUAAAGAGGAGCAAAUGCCGACUACAUCCCAGGAGACGCUUAAAUCAGGUGAAGAAAUAAUAGCUGCUCAUUUUAAGACAUUGCCUGUAACUCCACCUCCGUCUCAAGGAAGAAAUACAGCUCGUGUUGAUGAAGCCACUUAUUUGGGUUUUGGGAUGAUGAAAAAAGACGAUUUAGCUUGGGAGACGAAAGGAAAAAUAUCUUCAGCUUCAGAUGAUAUACAUCUUUCAAACUCAUGUAUAUCACACCAUUCAGAUGCAAGUGGCCAGUCUUUUGCAUUUCCAGUGCUUGCAGAAAUUGGAAGAGAUAAAUCAGUAAAUUCAGGGCACAGUCAUGUACGAGCAAAUCAACGAAAGAACUCGGUUGUGGUAACAGAUCAAGAGGCAACCAAGUCUCCCAAGUCUCCGAAGUCUGCCAAAGCGACAACUGAAGUAGCGCCUACAUAUUGUUCAUGGUUUUAUUCUUGUUUUUCUUGUUGUUCAUGCUGUUGAGACAGUAACUCAAGGAAACAUGCAGAUAGCAUAAGGAGUAAUUUUCAUUAGUGUACUUUAGUCAUCCCUUCUCACCACCCUGAAUUCUUCUUAUUUUUCUAUUAAGUUUCACUAAUCAUUCAUGUAGAGUUUUUCGUGUUAGAGUUUUCAGUCAAUUUAUGUUUAAAGAUAAUGUUCCCCUUUUUGUAACUAUCAUAGCCUUAGUCAUGUAG